Messenger RNA from Eurytemora carolleeae, 1667 nucleotides. RefSeq names its product calcium-activated potassium channel slowpoke. The record is from RefSeq and is a predicted model, not a curated record. The transcript is spliced from 19 exons. Gene Ontology annotation, cellular component: postsynaptic membrane. Gene Ontology annotation, molecular function: large conductance calcium-activated potassium channel activity. Lineage: Eukaryota; Metazoa; Arthropoda; Copepoda; Calanoida; Temoridae. Bases 55 to 1611 code for a protein of 518 amino acids.
UAUAUAUUUUUUCCAAGACAAUAUAUAUACUUAUCAGGAAAAGACAGGAAGAUCAUGAUAAACCCUCGGGGUGUAAAGAUUGUAGCGAAUACUGUUGGAUUCUUUAUCGCCAACGAUGCUGAGGAAGUAAGACGAGCAAAUGCAUUCUGCAAGGCCUGUCAUGAGGGAACAGAGGAUGAGAUGCAAAUAAGAAAAUGCAAAUGCAAAGGAUUCGUUACAGGACUAAUAGCGAACACAGUGGUGAAAAGUCAAAUGUUAGCGCAGGGUAUAGCUGGUAAACCUGUACAGAAUGGAGGAACAAGAACACCAAACAAGGCUAAAUCACCGACACCGGUCAAACCGGUUCCUGCCGACCUACCUCCACCCACCUGUCAUCCAUACUGUCCUCUGCCUGGGCAGACUAAAAUCGAGAAGAAGACUGGUCGAAUUGUAAAUGAUCUUGUGGAUAUUGAUUUCGAGCAAACUGUUAUGAAGUAUGACAGUACAGGGAUGUUCCAUUGGACCCCUGCAAGAGCAAUCGAAGAUUGUAUUAUCGAUAAGAAAGAAGCAGCCAUGACAGUGUUAAACGGACAUGUUGUGGUUUGUCUGUUCGCAAAUGUGGAUUCACCUUUGAUCGGUUUAAGGAAUCUGGUGAUGCCUUUAAGAGCUUCCAAUUUCCAUUUCAAUGAACUAAAGCACGUUGUGAUAGUGGGAGAGGUUGACUAUAUCAAACGAGAAUGGAAAACUCUGCAGAACCUUCCCAAAAUAUCUAUUUUAUCAGGUUGUCCGAAAAACCGGGAAGAUUUGAGAGCUGUAAAUGUAAAUCUUUGUGAUAUGUGCGUUAUACUCUCAGCAAAGGUCCCCUCCUCCAACGAUGACUCCGCCCUGGCGGACAAGGAGGCGAUCCUCGCCACUCUGAACAUCAAGGCGAUGACAUUUGACGAUACUUUCGGGGCAUUGUUGAAAAAUCCAUCAAUCUGUGAUAGUAGGAGCCCCCUAGGAACCCCAAUUGUACUGCAGCGACGCGGAACUGUAUUUGGAGCUAGUAUGCCGAUGAUUACAGAGCUCGUUAACGAUAGUAAUGUCCAGUUUCUUGAUCCUGAUGAUGAUGAUGACGACCCUGAUACUGAAUUGUACUUGACUCAACCCUUUGCUUGUGGAACUGUGUUUGCUGUUAGCGUCCUCGAUUCUCUAAUGUCUACAACGUACUUCAACCCAAACGCGUUAACCCUAAUCAGAUCUUUGAUUACUGGAGGAGCUACCCACACACUAGAACAGAUACUAGCAGAAGGAGCUGGGCUUAGAGGAGGAUAUUCUACUCCUAAAACUCUGAAUAACCGAGACCGAUGUCGGAUUGGCCAGGUCCCAAUAUUUGACGGACCUCUGGCCAAACUUGGUGACGGAGGGACAUAUUCUGACCUUUUUGUUGCUUGUCUUAGAAACUUUGGGGUUCUAUGUAUCGGUCUUUACAGAUUUCGCGACACCUCUCUUUCCUUCAAUGCUAGUGCUAAACGUUAUGUCAUCACAAAUCCGCCAGAUAAUUUUAAACUUCUACCCACUGACCAGGUGUUUGUUCUGAAACCGUUUGAACGAAGCAAAUGCCCUCUAACCUUUGUAGAAACAAAUAUAUAAAAGUUUUUGUUCUCAUGCAAUUCGGCAGAAAGAAAGACUGGCCGUGUGGUAAAUAU